AUGACGACCAAAGCUCGCUUAACACCCAAUCCAACGAAUCUGAUGAUUCAUGGAUUCUGCAACCCGAUGCUCACCCGUGCUAGCUCCUUUGAAGAUAAAUCACAAUCGGCUACAACACCAAAAGACCCAGAGAUCCCUAGUCGGAACAUUCAAAUUUCAAAUGGUGGCACUGCAACUGAGCAGCUUAUCUGCCCUACCCAAAGACCGUCCAAAUUGAAGACAAUUGGUCAGGGUAAGAAGCCGUUCGUCGUGCCCUUACAUUUUCGUGGCGACAUGGAGCCACCACCGCCAAAUCCCGACUGCACCAUCCUCGUUGAAUCGCAUGCUGUCGAUCCCUCUCUCUACGGGCGCAGCUCGAUCGAUACCGAGACUCAGUGGAAAAUCAGAUACAAGGCGGUCGCGGCACGAAAAGUUCAUAAAGUAAUAAGAACUACACAUACUGAAUUACCAACGGUAUUUCUUAUGGAGCUUUUCUUCCGGUUGCUAAUCAGCUUCAUCUAUGCAGCGAUUCGACAGGCUUUCACGUUCUUCAACACUUGUGGCGCGGAGUGGGUUUUUGGCGGCCACGUUCACGACUCAUCCAUAGGUACUAGCGGAGGAUUGUUGAGGCCUCACACGCCUCUCAUUGCAACUCAAGACCGGAAGAACGGUUUGCCGUGGCAGUGGCUUUUUUACAUCUCUCGGCCUAUACAUAAGAUGCGAUGGCGGGAUGGGAUGGCAGAGUUACAAUUUCGGGACAAGAUCAUCGCCUUUUUACAGGAUGGGAGAACUUGGCAAGGCAUCGGCGUUGGGCCUGGAUCGGGGCCGCAGUCUUGGGGUAGUGGUGUGCGGAGGCUCAACAACUCAUUGGAAGGGAACAGAACUGCGAGUGUCCCUUGUCCAGUCACAAACGGGAGGCUGGCUAGGGCGAGGGAAAUGGGGUUGCUCCACCUGAAGGAAUCGCCUUUGACAAAAGCAGAGUCGCUUGCGACAUUCUGCAGCAAGCAGGGGUUCUCUGCCUUAGUGUCUCUAUUCUUGGGUCGCCUCUUUCACAAAUUCAAAGUUUGUGCCGAACUUCGCCAUCAGUCUGCGCUUAUGGUGAUGAAGAUAUGGUCAUGA
This is a messenger RNA of Colletotrichum lupini, 1098 nucleotides long. RefSeq lists its product as uncharacterized. Bases 1 to 1098 code for a protein of 365 amino acids. Lineage: Eukaryota; Fungi; Ascomycota; Sordariomycetes; Glomerellales; Glomerellaceae. The transcript is spliced from 12 exons. The record is from RefSeq and is a predicted model, not a curated record.